Molecule: messenger RNA, 1179 nt
Organism: Cricetulus griseus (Chinese hamster)
Lineage: Eukaryota; Metazoa; Chordata; Mammalia; Rodentia; Cricetidae
Source: RefSeq, a predicted model, not a curated record
AUUAGUGAUGAUGAACCAGGCUAUGACCUAGAUUUAUUUUGUAUUCCUAAUCACUAUGUCGAGGAUUUGGAAAAGGUGUUUAUUCCUCAUGGAGUGAUUAUGGACAGGACUGAAAGACUUGCCCGAGAUGUCAUGAAAGAGAUGGGAGGCCAUCACAUUGUGGCCCUCUGUGUGCUGAAGGGGGGCUAUAAAUUCUUUGCUGACCUGCUGGAUUACAUUAAAGCACUGAAUAGAAAUAGUGAUAGAUCCAUUCCCAUGACUGUAGAUUUUAUCAGACUGAAGAGCUACUGUAAUGAUCAGUCAACAGGGGACAUAAAAGUUAUUGGUGGGGAUGAUCUCUCAACUUUAACUGGAAAGAAUGUCUUGAUUGUUGAGGACAUAAUUGACACUGGUAAAACAAUGCAAACUCUGCUUUCCCUGGUCAAGCGGUACAACCCCAAAAUGGUUAAGGUUGCAAGCUUGCUGGUGAAAAGGACCUCUCGAAGUGUUGGAUAUAGGCCAGACUUUGUUGGAUUUGAAAUUCCAGACAAGUUUGUUGUUGGAUAUGCCCUUGACUAUAAUGAGUACUUCAGGGAUUUGAAUCAUAUUUGUGUCAUUAGUGAAACUGGGAAAGCCAAAUACAAAGCCUAAGAUGAGAGUUCAAGUUGAAUCUGCAAACACGAGGAGUCCCAUUCAUGUUCCCAGUAAAAUUACCAAGCAUUCUAGUUCUGCAGCCAUCUGCUUAGUACAGCUUUUUGCAUGAACCUUCUAAGAAUUUUAUGGUUUUUUAUUUUUAGAAAUGUCAGUUGCUGCAUUCUUAAACUUUUUAUUUGCACUAUGAGCCUUCGAUAGAUUGUCGCUUACCUUGUGAGCAAAGUAAAUCUCUUAAAUUACCACUAUUAAAAAUGCUGAGAUUGUAUCUGUAAGAAACAUUUAAAGAGGAGAUAUAUUAGUUUUUUAAUUGGUAUUUUAAUUUUUAUAUAUUCGGGAAAGAAAGCUGUGAUUGAAUAUUGUUAAUUAUACCACCAUGUGUUUAGAACAGUGUGAAGCACUCAGUUUCAUGUCAGUAACCAUCUAAGAAGUUUUGCUCAGUGGAAUAAACAUAUGUUUUAUCAGUGUUGCCUAUAUUUUCCCACUUGGAUUCUUUCAGUGAGUCAUUGUCAACAGUUCCUUUAAAUGCAAAUAAAUUCUAAAAAUUUA